This is a messenger RNA of Brachypodium distachyon (stiff brome), 1307 nucleotides long. Its product is annotated as mitochondrial outer membrane protein porin 2. The record is from RefSeq and is a predicted model, not a curated record. NCBI's taxonomy places the organism in Eukaryota, Viridiplantae, Streptophyta, Magnoliopsida, Poales, Poaceae. The transcript is spliced from 6 exons. Bases 227 to 1063 code for a protein of 278 amino acids. Gene Ontology annotation, biological process: monoatomic anion transmembrane transport. Gene Ontology annotation, cellular component: mitochondrial outer membrane. Gene Ontology annotation, molecular function: voltage-gated monoatomic anion channel activity.
UUUCGCUUCAAGAAAAAGAAGCUCCCCGAGGGGUCCGUCCGACGAUAAUCUCGACCCACCCGUAACAAAUCUCGGCCGUCCAUCUCGAAUCAUCACUGGCCCCUGCUGGCGCUGAUAAAACCAGAGCCCUCCCCUUCCCGGCCUCCGCCUCCUCGCACGCUCUCCACCGGUCCGCCCCCAAAUCGCACAUUCCUCUUCUCCCACCUCUCGCCGCCGCCGCCUCGCCAUGGCCUCCACGGGUCCCGGGCUCUACACCGAGAUCGGGAAGAAGUCCAGAGAUCUCCUGUACAAGGACUACCAGACGGACCAGAAGUUCACGCUCACCACCGUCGCCGCCAACGGAGCCACAAUUACUGCAGCAAGCACAAAGAAAAAUGAAGCAAUUGUUAGUGAGAUCCAGAGCCAGCUGAAGGGCAAGAAUGUGACAGUGGACGUGAAAGUAACUUCAGAAUCAAGUGUAAUAGCCACUGUCACUGUUCCUGAGCUAUACACACCAGGCUUGAAGGGAAUGUUGUGCGUUCCUAUCCCGUACAACAAGUCAGCAUCUGGAAAGGCUGAACUCCAAUACUUGCACGCCCAUGCUGGCAUCAAUGCCAGUGUUGGCCUGAAUGCAAACCCUCUGGUUAACCUUUCUGGUGUACUUGGAACUAAAGAUCUCGCCUUUGGUGCUGAUGUUGCUUUUGAUACCGCCUCUGGGGACUUCACCAAGUACAAUGCUGGAGUGAGCCUCACUAAUGAAGAUCUUACCGCUUCCGUGGUUCUGAACAACAAGGGGGACACUCUGGCUGCUUCCUACUACCAGCAGGUGAAGGGUUCCACGGCUGUUGGAGCUGAGCUUGCUCACAGCUUCUCGAGCAACGCGAACACCCUGACCAUUGGGACGCAGCAUGCUCUGGACCCCCUGACCACGGUGAAGGGGCGUUUCAACAACAACGGCAUCGCGAGUGCGCUCAUCCAGCAUGCGUGGAGGCCCAAUUCUCUCGUCACCGUCUCCACCGAGUUCGACACCAAGGCCAUGGAGAAAAGCCCCAAGUUUGGGCUGGCCCUGGCUCUCAAGCCUUGAUUUGGGGUUUGGUAUGCUUUAGUAGGAUGCUAGCUCUCAGCAGCUCAGAGUCCAGCGAAGAAAGCCUGGACAAAAACUUUUAUGUGAUGCCCAACCUUUGGUGAUGCUACAAACUUAUUCGUUGCCCUUAAUUUAGCUUGUUUCCGUUCUACAUGAGUGGCUUGGCACGUACUAGUUGUAUUUUUUUGGUGUUGACUGGCGUAUUGGCACGCCUUGAGAUCUGAAAGCCAUCAAGUUACUAGCA